This is a messenger RNA of Dreissena polymorpha, 6538 nucleotides long. Its product is annotated as putative methyltransferase NSUN7. Lineage: Eukaryota; Metazoa; Mollusca; Bivalvia; Myida; Dreissenidae. Gene Ontology annotation, molecular function: methyltransferase activity. The transcript has 11 exons. Bases 412 to 2502 code for a protein of 696 amino acids. The record is from RefSeq and is a predicted model, not a curated record.
UCUGCUCUUCUUCCUGUACUUUGAGAGAGUGCUGUGAUCCAACCAAGACUUGUAAACAAGACCUAUCACUGGCCAUCUACAUGUACAAGGUGCCUGUACCAUGUGACUUUUUCGGCUAUGUGUGGGACAAUCGGAUGUCAACAAACCAUCGCUUCAGCUGGAUUGGAAAGUUUCUUCAGAUGUUUAUAAUUGGAACUUCACCAAAGCUACAGCCAUCAAAGUGUAACUAAGAUAAAUCACUGAAAAUCUGGAGGAUUGAUUGUAUUUUGCACAAUACAUUUGUAUUGGUGGAUUUGAGCUCAUUGAAGUGUAUUGGAAAACUAGCAUCAGCCAACCGGGCAUCCGCAAGUGGAUUUGAAUAGCUUUGGUAUCAUUAGAGAGUGGGCCCAUCUGAACGCCAGCUAUUGAGUUAUGCCUCCCACUGCUGACAAUGCGAUAAUCGGCAUCCGUACCUCAGUUUCGUUGCUCACAUCUGGUCAGUCGAAGAAACCAGGUAUGCGCGGAGUGAGCAUAAUGGCUGAUGACUCUCACUCCUACCAGCAGAAUGGCCUUCAUUCUAACGAUGACUUGAACAAGUCAAAAGUGGGUUCCAAGUAUGACUUCUUUUACAAGGAAUCUUGCUUAUACUCACAAAAGAUUUACAAAAAUGCCGCCAGAGUGUUCCAAAGCUUAAAACAUGAGACUCGAGAGGAACUUGAGAAUCCUUACUAUCAGCGUAAGCUUCACCUAGCAAACACCACUAAUGGACUUUCACAACCCAAGGUCUGUGUUCAAGACUUGGACUUUGCCGAUGACAAUGAGAAAAGACUUACAUUUCAGUUGGCGUAUGAAACUUUAAAAUAUCAAAGAGUGUUUGAAGAUCUGCUACUGGAGUGUUCAUUUUUCACACAUUUCCCAGAGUACAAGGAGGAUGAAUCGCUGGUUUAUGUUGUGCUGUGGGACUAUCAGAGCCGCAAGUUCCAGGCGCGCACCCCGGUUCCAGGGGAGACAACCGAUGCAGAGGUGCAGUCAGUGGAGGAGGCAAUUAUUGAGUACAAGACCAAGUUGAACGCAUCCCUCGCACGUCACCGAAUCAAGGCCUCCGCGCCCUCCAUAGAGUUCCUGCUGCCAGACAAAGUGCGAAGCAAGGAGGAGAUCGUAUCUAAGACGCCUGUGUAUAUCUGGGUCAACUUGCUGAAAACAACUGUCAGUGACGUGAUUAGCCAGUUCAAGGACGCCCAUUACGCGGUCAUUGCUCCAGAGGAGAGGCUCGAAGGUCGCACGCUUUACAUAGACCCUCACUGCUCCGACGUGAUCGUUCUUCCAUCAGACAGUAGAGAGUAUGUCCAAGAACACGAUCUGCUUUCUCAAGGACACAUUGUAAUGCAGGACAAGUCGAGCUGUAUUGCCCCUCAGUCCAUAAAGUAUCUGGUUGGAGAUGACGAUGAUGUGAUCCACGUGAAUGCAGGGUCUGGGGUCAUCACGGCGCAUCUGGCCAGUGCCAUGCACACAUCCUCGGCACAUAUAUUUGCAUUCGGCACGACCCCGGCCCUGGCGUCUAAUAUGGAGAAAAUGGGUGUUAAGAAUGUGAAGGAGCAGUCAGAGCAGUUCCUGAACAUUGAGACGGAUGACAACAGGUUCAAGAAUGUCAAGGUUGUCUUGGUCACAGCAGACUGCACAAAGUCUGGCAUCACCAACCCCAUAGACUUUGUUGUCAACGAGGGUGAAGACAUGAAGAUCCUCAAGUAUCUGUCCCUGGGUGAGACCGAUGAGACAAAACUGGGGGAGAUGAUAGCCAGCCAUGGUGCAGUUCUCAGACAUGCCAUGAAAUUAAGCAAGGUGCAGGCCAUAGUAUACAUGACCCGCUCGAUCAACGAGUCUGAGAACGAGCAUGUCGUCUCGAAGGCUGUUGAGCAGGUGAACACGCUGCAGCAGCGCAAGUUCCCAUGGAGAGUUGUUCCCCCUGUGCUGCCGUUCAGUGGCAACGACAUUGAGAAGGGCGUUGGCAUCGUCGGAAAGUUCGUCAAGUUUUCACCGUCUGAGAAGAACAGCGGUUGUUUUGUUGCUGUUAUUACUCGCGAGCCCGAGGAUGUAAAGGAGGCCCACAAGGACAUCCUAGAGCGGGCUCGAGCCCAGGGACUCCUGGGGGGCAAGAAGAAGACCAAGAAGCCCGCAGAGCACGAAGCAGAGACGGAAGUGGCGACGAGCGGUGACGACGAUAAACUCUUGGAGCGGCGUGUCAAACAUGCGCCACGAAAACUGCGAACGGCAAACUCCUUCUCAACUAACUUUAACCAUGCCGCGAGUAUUGUGAAGUCCCAGAUCUACACAAAGCCCAAGACGCCACACCGCCACACCAAAUCUUUGCCCACCCUGACAGCGAAGUCUCACAUCCAGCGGGUUAAAGAGCUCGCGGACCCCUUAGAUAAGAAGGAAAAGCCGCUAAAGGUAGCGGAACAUGUGAAGGUGGUGAAACACCCGGCGCCUUUCAGAAGAAAGCACCGGAAAAAUAAGAAGAAGUAAGUUGUGUAAGUAUAUUCAUCAUGGUAACCCUGCACAUUCAAAACAAAAAGCACACUGUCAACAAUCUUGGCAUGCACCCUUAUGCACAGUUGGGGAUAUUUGUUUUCAACUUAAAAUGCUAUGUUGAGCCACACUAUGAAAACAAGGUUUGAUGCAUGUGCAUUAACCCUUUGCAUGCUGGGAAAUUUGUCGUCUGCUAAAAUGUCGCCUGCUGAAUUUCUAAAAUAAGCAUUUUAUAAAAAAAAAAUUCAAAGAAUACUAUAAGAAUAGCAAACAGUUUGGAUCCUGAUGAGACGCCAUGUUCUGUGGCGUCUCAUCUGGAUCCAAACUGUUUGCAAAGGCCUUCAAAAUUUGGUUCCAGCAUUGAAAGAGUUAAGUGUUGUCCCAGAUUAGACUUUACAGACCACUUUUAUUUUUCUUUGAAAGAAAUUCUGGUCUUAACAAAAUUCCAGUUCAAGCAGUAAGUGCUGUCCUUAAAUAGACAGUGAGGACUGCACAGGCUAAUCUGUACAGACACUACGCACAUGAGUUAAGCAACAUUUUCCAAUAACACCCCUCAUUAUGUGAUUCACAGUGACUUGUAUAUGUUAUAGUCUUCGUUACGUUAAAUAUAAUUUACAAUUUACUCAAUGCCAGAUUCGAAUAGAAAUUAUUUAAAUUUCUGCAUUGAUCAGACUUUCAGUUAAGCAAUUGUUCACAAGAAUUAUUUUGUUGUUCUUUUUCUAAAAAAUAUUUUGGUAUUAUUGGCAAUAGUUUUUAACAUAAGGCACCUUUUUUUUGGUACAAAUUUACUGCUUUUAAGUGAAAGAAUGAUUGCUAUUGCUUGAUUUGUUUUGUUUCAAUUUUGUGCAAUAAUCAGAUUUUUUUUAAUUAUUUCUUGAUUCAGAUUUUGUGAAUGUUUUAUGUCUGUAAAUUGUGCAACCCCUUGUGAAUACUAUCACUUACCUUGACCGUCCCAGUUACUUGAACUAUAAUGUAUUUUUGUCAUUGCAUAAAAGUAAAAUAUCUCUCAAAAGAUAGAAAGUAACAUAUAUACAAGUCUGCUUCCAGUAUUUCUUAUGUGGACGGUUCCUUUUAGAGUUCCAAGAUAAUAAAACAAUUGUUACAUACACAUUCUUCCAACCUCAGAGACUGUAUUUUAUACGAGGAACAGACACAAAUCAAAGACAGAGUUAAAACCAGACUUGUCAAGCAAUAUGGUCCCCUACCGGUGAAACUCCACAAUUUUCAGCAAUAUUUCUAGUCUAUUUGUUGCUAUAGAAACCUGAUUUCUAGAUGUAGGAACAAAAUGAAAUGACUUGCAUAAUCUCCAUAUUGCCAUCUAUCCAUGUUUCAAGUUUCAUGAAAAAAUAUGAAGAACUUUUAACAUUAUCGCAGGAUCCACCAUUUUCAGCAAUAUUUCUAGUAUUUUUGCCAUAGCAACCAGAAUUCUUGACAUAGGAAUAAAAUGAAAUGACGUGCAUAAUCUCCAUAUUGCCAUCUGUCCAUGUUUUAAGUUUCAUGAAAAAAUAUGAAAAAUAAGUUAUCACAGGGUCCAGAAAAGUGUCACAGACUCACGGACACACAGAACGCAAACCAUAAGUACCCUCAGGUUUCACCAUUAGGGGACAAAAAAAACACACUCUAGAUUUAUAUAAAUGGAAAAAAGCUAUUAUAUACGAUUAAUAGCUAUUGUGAUAAUACAAUAAUGAAGAAAUGUUUAAAUGUAUUCAUAAAGAACUUUCUAAAGACUUAAUUAUUUGUAUAAAGCCUGGAAGGGAAGAAAAACUAAAGAUUUGUUAAUUUUGAAAAAUUAUAUACAUCUGUCAAAUUAUAAUUAUAAUGCUACUGCCAUAAUAUUAUCUUCAAUAUUUUAACUGUUUACAAUAAUUGAAUGUGCUUAGUAUUGACUGCAUGGAAAAUAUUGACUAAUGAUGUUGCACUAUACAGGAGCUCUUUAUUGUAUUUUGCUUUGAAUGCUUGCGAUUGUUAAAACUCAAAAAUGAUUUAUUAUUAAACUCAUGGACUGUGUAAAUUAUUGUGGACCAUUUCUGUACACAUGAUCAGCUUUGUAUUGCAGAUAUAUAAAGAGCCACAACUCUGCAUGGAGAAUUGACAAUGUCAUUCUUUUUAGGGCACUGUUAUUUAUUGAUAAUUUUGAUGGUGCCUCUCCACAACACACUUUUAAGGACAAGUCUGCCAAGUACUGUAUGAAAACUUGUUCUGUCCAUCUGUUUAAACUGAACGGAUAUCUUAUGUCAUAGCAGAAACUAUUUGUAAUGAAGACUGUUAAUUGUUGUAUGAAUAUAUAUAUAUACAGGAUGACUGUGCUAUUGUGAUUGUUUCCAUUUAGGGAGGAAACAAUACCUGCUAUGUUUAUUCCAAUUAAUUUACAUUUAAUGCAUGGUGUGUUGUAAAAACAUCUUAAAAUUUUAUGGUGGCACGAUUUUUGUAGGGGAUUUGCAUAUUUAAGGAACAUAUCAUUUGUUUCACAUUUAAAUAGUUGACUUAUGCUAUUGUUUUAAUUAAAUAACCUUAUCUUACUUGUUUGCUGUUAUUGUUAUACAGACCUUUUGUUAUCUGUUUGGCAUGAAAUGUAACUGAAAAAUUAUCCAGUCACAAUAAAUAAUAAAGCUACAUCACUGUGUCCCUGACAGGAGUUGCAGCCCUUUUGUUAUAAGUUUCCAAUUACACUGUACUGGAUUGGUUUUUGGGACUUAAUGCACAUAUAUUUGGAAAGUGAAACAACUUUUCUAUGUACAAUAGUCUUUUUAAUUGUAAGCUAUACUAAAAAUGUACAGUUUGUAUCAAAGGUAUUGUUUCCACAUAUUCCCCUAUAAGUAUAUACCUUUUUGACUUUUAAAAAACCAGACCCAUAUUAUGUCAAUUUAACCAAUCAACAGUAAAUAAAAAGUCACAAGUUUUUUAUAUAGUUUCGCUGCUACUUUUGGUUAAGUUUACUUGAUUGUCUUUUAGAAAAACAACAAUAUGCAACUCAUGUACAUGUUUAUUUUUAAUAAAGAAUGGCGUAUCAUAAAUUUGGUAUACAAACCAAACUAGUAAUAAAGCUAAACAAUUACAAAUCACAUGACAACAUUUUGGUGAUCACAUAAAACAACAGAUGUGUACACCAUACACGGUCUGCAUAAACCAUUGCACUAAACAUUACUGGCAAUGAACAUGACAAGAAACUGGUAAUUUUGAUAAGGCUGCACUACAAUGAAAUAGAAGUUCAGAUAAGACAUUUUGAAAAAAAAAUCCAUAUCAGAUACACAAGAGCAAAAAUUCAAGCAAAAUGCUUGGUACUUCAUAUUGUGACCAAGUAACCUUAAAUAUACCAACAUGUCAAAAUGCAACACUUGAUAUUCUAUGUAAUAAAUUUUACAAUUUGUUGAAUACAUGUAUUGCAAAUUUUAUAUAAAAGGAAAAUGACUGUCAUAAAUGAAAGCAAAUGGUAAGACAUCGUAGCAAGAUGGCACAAAUAUGUACGGCAUGACCUUGAACUAGGGAAGAACAUUAAGACUAUAGAAGCAAAGGUGUAGUGAACCAUUUUAUGGCUUCAAAACAUGAGAUUAGGCGGCAAUACAUGUAAUAAAUAAAUGGAUACAAAAUUUGAAAAGUAUUGUUCAUGUAAAUAUAAUGUUUAUAAAUACAAUAUUGAACUUAAAUUCAUGUUGGUAUAACGCCUAUGAAUACAAGUUUAAACUAUCACUAAAUAUGUGUCCUUCAGACAUGAAUGCCUGCAUAUUUCUUUUUGUGUCACAACUCAUUUAAUAAAAAAAAUGCCCAAAUUCCCCUGCUGAUUAAAAAGAAUAUCAGAUUUCAUCACUUUAGUAGUAUUACUUUUUACACAUCAAAGAGUAAUUUUCUGCUCAAAAAUGGCCUCAACCAAGGUGGAUAAAUGAUUGUGAUUUACAAGGAGAAAUUAAGCCUGAUAUUUUUGGUUUUAAACAAUUUAACAGUGAACAGUGGUUAACAGCAGCAGUAACAACAACAGCAACAGUUAGAUGAACAACCACAAUAUCAGACAGUAGAAUUGUGAAUAAAAUUGUGUGAA